This is a messenger RNA of Colletotrichum godetiae, 1098 nucleotides long. RefSeq lists its product as uncharacterized. The transcript has a single exon. The record is from RefSeq and is a predicted model, not a curated record. NCBI's taxonomy places the organism in Eukaryota, Fungi, Ascomycota, Sordariomycetes, Glomerellales, Glomerellaceae. Bases 356 to 970 code for a protein of 204 amino acids.
AAAUGAAAGGAUGUCUGGGCUAAGGCGGCUCUAAGCGAGCAAGAAACUGCCGUGCGUGCCGCCGUCUGUGGGUAGUAGUAGAGUUCAGAUUAACAGAAACCUUGAAGAAUGAGAAGAGGUGGACAGGACGGUCCGGCCGGAUGAGGUACGGCGCUGUAGCCUGCAGGGAAGGUAGGCCGAAAGCUAGCCGUCCGAAUGGUGCGCAUGAGACGAUGAGACUGCUCGACAAGGACAUUCAGAGUCAUGGUGGGAAGUUGGGGCUGCUGAGUGCUGGCGGUAUGAAGCUUGCAACUCUCUGAAUGAGAAAGAGCGCCAGAAAGGGCAGACGUACCCCGCGAUUCAAGUACCGGUCAGGAUGGAAUUCGCGCGGAGUGUUCUUCUAUUGCGUCCAUGUAGACUCUGUGUAUGGAAGUCUUGGAAGAGUCCAGCACUGCAGUGUCUCCGUAUAUCCAGCGAGUGUAUCUAUAGACAGAGACAUGACUGCUGCUGGAAGCUCUCGAAUCCAACGGAAGUACUCCGCAUCGGAGGAGAGACCAUGAUGCAGACAAUGGAAAUUAGACGGGUUGAAUUCUUGUGUACUGAAACUCUUCCAAGAAGCCUCAUUGCCCCUGAGGGGGUUUGUUGUCCGAAGCCCUCUGGCCAAGACCUUAUGUCCCUGGCUUCUUGCAGGGAUGAGACGGAAUUCGCCAUUGUCAAGCAACUAGGUCAGCCCGCCAUGGUGGCAUCACAUCUGGAGCCUGAAGGGGUCCGAAGCGAGCGGUCCAGAGAAAAGGGGGCUGGAUUGUGGCCAAGUCUCCAGGCUCAGGUCGCCUACAUCCCUUGUACUGUUUUCUUUAUAUUUCGCAUUUCCCUUCAUCCCAAGUCUGGUCGUAUGUGGCUGUUUGUCAGGAUUAAGAUUGAAUAUGAUCCUGGGGUUAGGCAUCCGUUUGCGACUAUGUAUCCAUAUUGGUUGUACUCCGUAGCAUCAUAGCAUGUGUCCGCACUCAGCAGGUAUCCGUAGGCUGCUCCAUGGCUCGGUUGGUCGUCCGGAUCAACGUGAUCAACGCGAUCAGCGGUGUCCGUAUGGGCGAGGGAAACAACAAGCUUGCUGUGCUCGGU